CCCGACCCGGCCCCGCGCGCCGCGGAGUUGGCUGCUGGGAGGCGCGGGCCUGGGUGUGGUCGGCGGAUCUCAGCGGCGCUGGUCUCGGCGGUGCUCUGCGCUCUGCAAGCCGGCUCCGCGCGCCAGGGGCUGCUGAGCGCCCAGCUGACCUCCGCACGCCCAGUCCACGCGGGUCGAAGCUCCCUCCAGUGACUUUCAUUUGUUAGUUUCUGAGAUAAACAAAUUCAAGGAUGAGUGAGCUGGAGCAGUUGAGGCAGGAAGCCGAGCAGCUGCGGAAUCAGAUCCAGGAUGCUAGAAAAGCAUGUAAUGAUGCCACGCUUGUUCAGAUCACGUCAAAUAUGGAUUCCGUGGGUCGAAUACAAAUGCGAACAAGACGUACACUGAGGGGUCACCUAGCUAAAAUCUAUGCUAUGCACUGGGGAUAUGAUUCGAGGCUACUAGUCAGUGCUUCUCAAGAUGGAAAAUUAAUUAUUUGGGAUAGCUAUACAACAAAUAAGAUGCAUGCUAUUCCUUUGAGGUCCUCCUGGGUGAUGACCUGUGCUUAUGCUCCCUCUGGUAAUUAUGUUGCUUGUGGAGGACUGGACAACAUCUGCUCUAUAUAUAACUUGAAAACCAGAGAGGGAAAUGUGAGAGUGAGCCGAGAGUUACCGGGUCACACAGGCUACUUGUCCUGCUGUCGCUUUUUAGAUGACAGCCAAAUUGUUACAAGUUCAGGAGAUACAACUUGUGCUUUAUGGGACAUCGAAACUGCCCAGCAGACCACUACAUUCACUGGGCAUUCUGGAGAUGUGAUGAGUCUUUCUCUGAGUCCUGACAUGAGGACUUUUGUUUCUGGUGCUUGUGAUGCCUCUUCAAAAUUAUGGGAUAUUCGAGAUGGAAUGUGUAGACAGUCUUUCACUGGCCAUGUGUCGGAUAUUAAUGCUGUCAGUUUUUUCCCAAAUGGAUAUGCCUUUGCCACUGGCUCUGAUGAUGCUACUUGCCGGCUCUUUGACCUUCGUGCAGACCAAGAGUUAUUAUUGUAUUCUCAUGACAAUAUCAUCUGUGGGAUCACUUCUGUAGCCUUCUCAAAAAGUGGGCGUCUCCUGUUAGCUGGGUAUGAUGACUUCAAUUGUAACGUAUGGGACACACUAAAAGGAGAUCGUGCAGGUGUUCUUGCUGGUCAUGACAACCGUGUCAGCUGUUUAGGUGUAACUGAUGAUGGCAUGGCUGUGGCAACAGGGUCUUGGGACAGUUUUCUUAGAAUCUGGAAUUAACAGCACAAAUUUUCUGUUCUCCACUGAUACCUGGAGAAAUCAGUACUACAGCCUAUAGCUGUGAAAAGAAUUUACCUUAUAUUUGCAGGUGAAGAUUUUUCUAUUAAGAUUAUUAUAUACAAAAAGAAGCUUUCAGUAAACUACAAAACAAAAAAAGGUGAAAACAAGGUAAAGGUGCUUGCUGAGAUCAGGACCAGUGUAUUAAUUUGAGGAGUUGAGCUAAUUUAACCUUGAUGAAUUUUUGCUUGUACUGUCUAAUUCUUUUUCUUUGUGUAGAACAGAAUGUACACAUUAUAGCAGCCUAUCAUGUUUGAGAGUAUGUGUUUGCAUUUUUUAAGAACCACAUUUUUAACCUUGUAUACCUUAAAAAGUGUCAUAGUUUUGAGUUUUGUAGUGGAGGAACCAGGCACAGUAAUAGAUGCAAGUGAUACCAUUGACGUGUGUACUGAUAUUUGAAGCAACUCCUCUUGUAUUCCGACCAUUUUGAUCUAAAAGAGAUCCUGGUUGCUUACUGUUUAAGAAUCCUGACAGGCCUAGGUACCACUGAGGGGAGUCCUUGUGAAUAUCAUUAGUUUCUGCUAUCUUAUCAAUUUAAAUUAGUGCUCAUGUUUAGUCUUUUGAAGGGGAUGUAAUCUGAUGGCCAGGGAGUAGAGAUCUCACUCUGAAAUUUUAGACAUACAUAAGAAACUCGUAUUAUAUUAAUUGGUAGAUAGCAGUAAUCACAUGAGAAUGGUUCUUGUUAUUUUAAAAAGCUGGCUAUCAUCAAAUGACAUUUAGGUAGCAUUCGAAAUAGCUGGGCUUUCCUAUUGAUUUCAUAUUCUAGAACUGAGUUUGUAAGGUGCACUCAUUUCAGAAGAUUGAUGACCAUUUGGACUGUCCUUGCAUCUGAAGUUUUCCCAGUGUUCUCCAUCAAUGUGUAUCUAGGUAGGAAAAAUAUUGUGAUGACAUUAUGUUUUUGAAAGAAGUAUAAAAUCGAACCAAUCACCAGGUCUGACUAGUUAUAAUCAUUAAGAAGGUUGCUUUAUGAAUUUAUGUUCACAUAAUAUAAAAUCUGAAUUGAUGUUAUCUCUCUGUGCCUUCAAAAAUUUAAAAAGCAGACAUUCAAGCUUUUUGAUCUUCUAUAAUAUUUCCUCCCAUUAGCACAAAAUAUUGGUUUCUAAGUGGUUUUGUUUCAAAGGAUACCAAGAUCAAAGUGACCCCCACUUUAAAGCCAAAAGAAGAUUCUAAGAGCAGUUCUGGAAGGGGUCAGAGGAAAAUACUAAGCAAUUCCUCUGCUUAUCAGUGAUAUAAUGUAUUACUAGAACGGGCCCCCUUGAACUUAAACAGAGAUCCUUCCUUGCCCCUUGGAUUUCUCUCUUAAAAAUAAUCUAAAUGCUUGACAGUAGAAGAUUGUUAGUCUUCUUUGAUGGUAAAGUCGUGGGGUUUUUCUGAUGUAGAAGUGCAUUGUGUUUUGUAACUUAGUAAACUGUCAGUAACUGUUGAGAUAGGUCUGUUAACUUUUGACCACCUGUAACCCUAACCUAAAUACUCCCAAAUUUUACUUGUAAAUUUUCAUUUUUAUAUUGUGGAUGUGCUAAUAAGCAUAUCAACCAUAAUGAAAUCAGUAACUGUUUUAAGAUUCUAAAAAGAAUAAAAUGGGAAAAGGAAGAUUAAGAUAUAGGACCAAAAAAACAGACUGUUGUAGAUGGCAGGCAUGAAUGUAUAUUUAUAUACACAUUCAAGAUUUCUGUGAACUUUAGCUGUUAAUGUUUGUGGACUAUUUAUAUCACUUCAUAAAAGAGCAGCUCUUUGAGAUAAGGCAAGAAUACUUCAAAGGGACAUAUUCAUUUCCAAAAAUAGACAGGGGUGAGGGUUUACCAUGUAGUUCAGCAAUUUAUUCCAAAAUCCUCUUCAGGAAAGCACUUCUACCAUGUGCAAAAUAGCCUUAUAUAUAUAAAGAGAGUACCUCUACUUUGAAAGUGGUUCUAGUAACAAGAUACUUUAGUCAGAGGCACACAGACUAUAAGAAGUCUGUGGUCUUCGGAAUGUUAAUAAGUGAUUUAAUGUUAUUAAAAUUUUUGUAGAUAGUUAAAAAGCAAUUCCCGUAAUUAAAUAUGUAUUAGGCAACUGAAAACUAACCACUACUGCGGCUCUUAUGACCGUAUUUUACAUAUGACCGAAUGGUGACCUCAUUGCCACAUUAACUUACUACUUAAACUUUUGUUAGUGAUAUGGGUUCCAGUUGCUGAACACUUACUUACAGUUUGAGUUCAUCUGCUCGUCAAAUUCUUUUGUGCAUAAGAACUUCCUAAAAUCAGUAUAAUUUGUAGAAGCACAGUACAGUUUGAAUCCCAGUUUUUCAAAACUUAAAAAAAAAAUAUGGCCCAAAGUAGUUUUAAGGAAUUUUAUCAAUAUUGCAGUUCUGGUGCCUGAUUUUUUUUUUACUGAAGAAACCUUUAAACGUCAUGUGCCUCAGUUAGGUUUAUUUGUAGAGUCUUUAAUCACUUCAUAAAGAACAGUUUUUUUUAAGAUGUGGCAAGAAUAUUUUAAAGGCACAUAUUCUUUUCUAAAACAAAGUGGAGUGAUUGCCAUGUGCUUCAGCAAAUCAUCCCAUAAACAUGCUCAAGAAAGCACUUUGUGCUCUCAG
Molecule: messenger RNA, 3879 nt
Organism: Kogia breviceps (pygmy sperm whale)
Lineage: Eukaryota; Metazoa; Chordata; Mammalia; Artiodactyla; Physeteridae
Gene: GNB4
Product: G protein subunit beta 4
Biological process (GO): G protein-coupled receptor signaling pathway
Cellular component (GO): heterotrimeric G-protein complex; cytoplasm
Molecular function (GO): protein binding; signaling receptor complex adaptor activity
Source: RefSeq, a predicted model, not a curated record